Molecule: messenger RNA, 2319 nt
Organism: Cydia pomonella (codling moth)
Lineage: Eukaryota; Metazoa; Arthropoda; Insecta; Lepidoptera; Tortricidae
Exons: 2
Coding region: 33-1163 (376 amino acids)
Biological process (GO): DNA integration
Molecular function (GO): nucleic acid binding
Source: RefSeq, a predicted model, not a curated record
CUAGGGUAUUAGAAAUAAUUCAUGAACCCCAUAUGGGUAUCGUGAAAUCUAAAGCGAUGGCCCGUAGUUACGUUUGGUGGCCCGGGGUAGAUGAGGCUGUAGAGGCGGCGUGCCGGGCGUGCGCGGUGUGUGCGGCGCACGCGGACCAGCCGCCGCGCCACGCACCGAGCGCCUGGCCCUGGCCCGCGCGGCCCUGGGCGAGGCUGCAUUUAGAUUACCUGGGACCUAUCAACGGUAAAAUGUAUCUCGUCGUGCUAGACGCCAUGUCGAAAUGGAUCGAGGUAUUUCAAGUGCCCAGUACAGCCGCUAGCUUUACAAUAAAUAUACUUACGGAGUUGUGGAGUAGGUACGGGUUGCCUAAACAGUUGGUGACUGACAAUGGGCCACCGUUUUCCAGUAAGGAAUUUAAAGAGCAUACCAGUCAUAACUAUAUUGAGCACAUAUUCACAGCGCCCUACCACCCCGCGUCCAAUGGGGCCUGUGAGAACGCGGUCAAAACUGUGAAACGAGUGAUAAAAAAAGCUAUAUCGGAACAAAGACCCGUUUUAGAAUCUCUUAAUACUUAUUUAUUGCAUUACCGUAACACAGAACAUUCCACGACGGGAGAAACGCCUUUAAUGCUGUUAAUGAAUCGUAGACUCCGCACUAGGUUAGACGCUUUAAAGCCAGAUAGGGGAGCUAAGGUCCUAGCCGCACAGAAAAAACAAACAGAGGCGGCAGGAGGGACGCAGCGGAGGGUGGAGGCGGGAGACACAGUGUGGUACCGGCAAUACUUACAAGGUGAGAAGUGGGUUCCAGGUACGGUUUUAAAAGAAUUAGGGACAACAAAUUAUAAGGUUAUUGAUAAGGAUGGUAAGGAAGUGCACAGACAUAUCGAUCAGUUGAGACGGAGGACAAGUAGGCUAAGUUCGCUGGCAGGGCCAAAUGAAGAUUUGGUUCAUACUACCCAGGAACUAGUGGUGAGGCCCGAGGAGUUGGGUGAGGGCGAAGGUAAUGGUGAGCUCGAAACGGAGGGAGAAGAAGAGACGUGGCAUGAUGCCGACCGCGAGGAUUCUCAGCCGAGCCCUGCUAAAGCACCAAACGCACCUGUACCGCCCCAGACUCGCACUGAGCGUCAUGUGAGACAAUGUCGUAUAGACAAUCCUCCUAAGUAUAAGUACUAAUUUAAAGGUUACCAUAGGUUAAGUAGAUAAGUACUUCAUUUGGGGUUGUAAUUGUAAUUAAGUGUGGAGGGAUGUAAUGUAGGUAGUUAAUAAAUACUUUGAUAAACGCCUGACAGCGCAGGUAGAUAGAAGACGCAUUCUUGCAAUACACGAAUACUCCUGACGGUUGUGUUUCCUUGUGCUCCUGUAAAUAUAAUUAUCCCGGGGGAUUUAUUGAGUACGUUACAGGGUUAAGCUUAGUUUUUGUAUUUUAUUCACAUUUAAAUAAGGAAAACAGGUCAAAUAUGGCUUAUAUUAUCGUGCGCUGUUUUUAGUAACAACUUAACAAGAUGCUUAGGUACUUAAGGCUGGGGACUGGACGCCAGCGGGGACCGGGCGACAAGCGGCAUUUCACGGCCCUGCAUAUUCGCUCCGUGCAAUUACUGUAAUAUCAUAUCAUGCCCUGUGGGUGUGGGUCAUAUUGCUAAUUUGGCAGUUGCCAAAUAGUAUGAAGAUGUUGUACCACGAAAGUUCAUAUUUUCACCGAAAUGUGCGCUUGCGCCGCCUUCCGUCGCUUGUAUAAUUCCUCUACCACACCAGUUGGUGUGGUGCGAAGUUUCGCACAUAGCCAAUAUGGAAUAAGAAACGGCCAAAUGAACAGACACAGUCAAUGCCAAAGAUCCCUAGAUCUUAUUGUCACUGUGACAAGGUUCAAAAUGGCACAGAUAGUUCCUUGGAAGUAUUUAUUUCCCCUCAACCCGCUGGCGUCCAGACCACAGCCUAAUCAUAUUAGCACGAACGCAACGGGAAAAACUGUUAAUUAUCAAUCGAUUUGGCUCCCGAGCCGGAUAUCCCUCAUUGUUACUACCAUCAUGGGAUCGAACACAUCGGCGGCCCGGUUCUACAACGACAUCAAAAUAUAUUUUCAAUUUCUCAAUUUAAUUAUUGGGUUAUUUCCCGGGGUUGGCGCAUUAUCGUGCGGCAUAUCGAUGGCAAUAUACACUCGCAUAUAUGAUGAAAUCCUUCGGAAAGAGAUGUGGCGGUAUGUUUAAGUACUGUUUUAACAGAAAAUCCACCUACCUACUAACCAACUUAAUAAUUAGAAAGGGAAUAUUCUCAAUUCAUUCGCAUAUUUUUAAAACUGUUUUACGUCACGUUUCUAACCUUUCAGAUCGUC